UUGCAGAAGAUACUCGUACGGGUCACAUUGGGAGGAAGAUAAACAUGACAAAAGAGCCAAAAAUGGAUUUAAUUCUAAGCAAAAGAAAAAUUUUGACUGUAAAUAGUUAUUGCAACAAGAAACCCCAUACGGAAAACCAAAGAGAAUUCUUCUUUCUGCCGCUUCACCUUCAUCCUAAAAUUCCCCACUUUUCUUUUCCGGGUUGGUUUGUUAAUUAUGUGUUAAUUAAACAAACAGAGGAAUUUGUGCAACCCAUCUCACAUUGUCUUAUGCUUCAAUCUUCUUAGCUAGAUGGGUUUCUCUUUUUGGGUCAAUAGAUGCCAAAAUAUAGCAGUAGGACAGAGCAGAGGAGAGAGACAGGGGGGAUGAGAUAAGCAAUCGAAGAAAUUUUUCACCAUGGAAGAAGAGUUGUGUAGCGUUAUGCCUUCUGAGGAGAAUAAAGAUUUGGCUGAGAAGAACAAGAAACGAAAGCUCAAGACACCUAACCAGGUGAUUGCUUUAGAGAAGUUCUAUAAUGAACACAAGUAUCCUACAGAGGAAAUGAAAUCACAGCUUGCGGAGCAGCUGGGGUUGACUGAAAAGCAAAUAUCUGGAUGGUUCUGCCACAGAAGAUUAAAAGACAAAAGAUUUUGUGAAACAUAUGCAAGUGUACGGCAGGAUCGUUCCAGUGGUGUUAUUCAAGAUCAUGGCAGUGGGCUUGCACAAGAUUCAUGUGGUAGCACGAAAAAUGGAGACUAUUGGCAUAUUGAUCCUCGUGAAGUUGAAAGUCAAAAGCCUUAUGGCCAUGAGCUUCCGGCUUCAGAUAAUGUCAUUGAGCGUAGGAAUCAAUUUACAGAAAAUGUUAGUAAUAUGGAUAAUACAUCUUCAGAAAGCAGCUCUUCUUUAAAAGAUAGGUUAUUAUCUCAAAGUGAGAAUCCAUAUGAUACAGAAGUUUCACGGUAUUUAACACAUGAUGGUGCUAUUCCUCCAUCAAAUCCUAAGGUUUUAAACUCCCUGCGAUAUAAACCAUCAGGCUAUUUAAAAGUGAAGGGCGAAGUGGAAAAUGCUGCUAUUACUGCUGUGAAGAGACAGUUGGGUGUGCAAUACCGGGAGGAUGGUCCGUCGCUUGGUGUUGAAUUCCAGCCUCUUCCUCCUGGUGCAUUUGAGUCCCCAGCCAAAGGUCCAAUCCAUGAUUCGUACUAUGUCGGAAACCCCAUACUUCCCCGUUCUCCAGACGUUUUGACAAUGAAGAAACAAAGAGCUCUUGGCUCUAGGUACGAAGUACAUAGUUCAAAUAUGAGUUCUCAGGACUCAUAUAUGGAGGAAGCAAUCCCCACCAGCACUACAUGUAGACCUGAGUCUCAGGACAAGAAUUCUACCAAACAAUUAAAGAAAAGUUCCAACUAUUACAACAAAACCAAUCCUUUUCCCCGCCAGAACUCUCCCUUGAAUAUGUAUGAGGAAUCCGGCGGGUUAACAUUUUCAAAUAGUAGCAAAAGGGAUCAUAGAAUGAGCUCUACCUAUAACAUUCCGAGAAGUAGAACUGAUUCUGUUUCCAACAAUCAUGGCUCCUAUACUUCAAAAGUUGCUAGUGAACAGACAGAGGUGCAGCUGCAUAAUCAUGGUAGUGCCGGCCCGAAAAGUCUUUAUAAGAGUGGCUAUUUGGACUAUAAUUCUAAAAAGAUGUCCAAGGAAAUAUUCAAUGGCGAAGAAAAGGAAGUAAAUGAAUGUAGUGAUCCAGUCAGAGGAAAGAUCCCAUCAACAAAUGAAAUUGCUGUCGCAAAUCGAUGUCAGUUGGACUUCCCUCGGCCUGACUAUGCUGUAAAAGCAUCAUUUUCUGAAAAACUGGGGCGGAAGAAUCAUAUUAGAAGAUCCACAAUGGAGAUGCCAUACAGCUUCACUGUCGAUGAGGCUGAUGAUACCAGUUCAUCGUUGGAUUGAGCAAUAGUAGAAGUUUGGCGGGAUCUCGAGACUCAGAGUACAUAGUUUGGAAUUACUGUAAAUUGGGUAGCAAUAUUAGUGAGUUGCAGCAAACCUUAGGCAGAUUCUGGCUGUCAGGUUCUCUCCCUCUCCCUCUCCUCUCUUGUGUAUAAGUACAGAGCCUUCAUUAUAACUGUCUUUCUGAGGAAAAUGCGACAAGGUGAAGUCUAUCUUCUCUCCUCUCCCUUCUGUUUUUGCGUGUGGAUCUCCUAUCGGGUUCGGUUUCUGGUCACGUCGAUUCGUACUCGUGUAAUUUUGUUUUAUUGACAGAAGCAUCGACAGUGUAUUAUAACUGCAUCGUCCAUUUGCGACUCGAUAGUUUUGUUUCAAGGCACUGUUUGGAAGUCUUAACUAAUAUGUCAGAUCUUACAUUUUGAGCUAUUUAUUUGUUCACCAAAAGGGGUACUCACCA
Messenger RNA from Momordica charantia (bitter melon), 2371 nucleotides. Its product is annotated as Homeodomain-like superfamily protein. The record is from RefSeq and is a predicted model, not a curated record. Lineage: Eukaryota; Viridiplantae; Streptophyta; Magnoliopsida; Cucurbitales; Cucurbitaceae. Gene Ontology annotation, molecular function: DNA binding.